This is a messenger RNA of Drosophila bipectinata, 3808 nucleotides long. The record is from RefSeq and is a predicted model, not a curated record. Lineage: Eukaryota; Metazoa; Arthropoda; Insecta; Diptera; Drosophilidae.
AUGGCCCGUAUAACAGGAGCCGUGCGGGAGCAGCAACAGCUGCUGGACGCACAGUUCAUCGACAGUCCUCGUCUGUACCCAUUGUACCCUGUCAAAGGGUUAAGACCAUCAUCACUGCGCAAAUCAUCCUCCACCAGCAGCAGCAGCAUCAACAACGCCUGCCCCCCGCCGCCGCCCACUCCGCAUCAGGUGCACUCCGCCACAGCCGCCGCCGGCAGCAGCACUCCGCCACACUCCCAGCAUCCGCACCAGCACCCAUAUCCGCAUCAGCAUCAGCACCACCACCAACACAGGCGCAGCAGCAGCUCCAGUCACACCAGCCACGCGGAUAACUCGAGCAGUUUGGCCACAAAACCGGCCAUCAAUUUGCUCGGUAAUCAGCUGCAGGUCAACUACUUCGAGUUCCCGCCCACCGCUCCUGGUCAGGCGUUGUUGGCCAACAGCGGUCGCACCACAGCCUCCACACCGUCGUUGACCACCCACCACCACCAGUACCAGUACCAGCACCAGCUCCAACACCGACCCGGAGGCACCACUGUCGGUGGCGACUACACCUCGGCAGUUGCCAAAGCGGCGGCUUCCACAGCCUGUGCUCUACUAGCCACGUGCCACGUGUCCAGAGAAUCCCCCAAAUCGAGGCAGCAGAAGCCUCAGGAGGAGGAGGUAAAGGACACCACAGGUACCAUGGGUCGACGCGAGAUAAAGCGCUCCAACACGAGUGGUUCCACCACCAGAUCCUACGACAGCGGCAGCGCAACCACAAAUUUUGUCGGAAAGUUCACACAGAGUGUGCGGCGAAUCGUACAGGAUGUGAAGGAUGAGGGGGCGCCCAGUGGAAUGACCCGGGACGAGGUAAUCGAGACCAACGAGCGCCUGAGAUCCUUGCGGCUUCGCCUGGAGGAGUCCUACGAAACGGCCAAGAAGGCCCUGAUCAACCUCAUGAACAAAUACGGCGAUUCCAAGAGCCAGCGCAACAUUUUCCAACGCUAUCCCAUGCUUAAACUGAUGAUUAAAGAAGUGAUUCGCCUGGAGACCCAGUACUGGACCUUGGUGGACAUCCCGCGGCAGGAGAAGCAGGAAACGGUGCCCUCGUACGUGAUGCGCGCCUGCUCGAUCAUGGAGAAGACCCAGAAGUCCGGCGAGGGGGUAAAGACCUCCGCCCGCCUGGCCGAGGAGGCUGCCGAGCGAAGGGAGCGCAUGGAGCGACUGGAGCACAUGACAACGGCCCAGAUCGAACACGAGAAUACGCAGCUGAUAAACGACUUGUACCGCUUGCUGAAAAAGUAUCUGGGCCUGCGGCAUCUCAUCCGGGUGUUGAAGGAAGAGUACGGCAGCUCGAAGAUGUAUCCGAUAUUUCCACGCUACACAAUGCUGAAGGACAUGAUAAAAGGCAUCAUGCACGACCCGGACUACAUGGAGGUGUGCCACGAGACUCUGGCCAACGCCAACUGAGCCGAGGGCACCGGAAAUGGCAGGCGUCGCAUGAGUGUCAUUUGAGAGGGCCCAAAAACUACAACCGAUACAAACAGCAGCAUUCGCAGGACCUAGGACCUCGAGCUGUAUUCGCAUGCGAGUUUCUGUCAUUCCGGCGUGAUUUAGAAAAUUCUGAAACAAUAGCUACCCACUGCCGAGGGAGUGGGGGUUUUGUUUUACUUUCCCCUCUUCGCCCAGUCUCUUUCGGCCCUUCUCUUGCAGCCAACACUCGAGGCAAGCCAAACAAACAGGCUAAUCAAAUAACUAACCGACUAACUAAACUAAAACUUGAACUAAAACCAGAACUAUGUAUAUCCAAGCCCCACCAUCUACCACCCACUACCACCAAAACUGAACAAGCAACUAUUUACACUACAUUAUCAGAUACAAACACUCGAAUACUCUUCGGCACUUAAGUGCCAGCAAACAAACUAAAAAGGCAUUUAUUUUAAUGAACUUUUGAGAGGAAACAAAGAAAAACCUAUGAAUACAAAGGAGAAACACAAGAUAUUUUUAAGAUCAAGAUAUGCUCAAGAAACCAAAGUUUGUGUCAUCUGAGCCUAAUAUUAUGCCUAGGUAUACACUGAUUAUAUAUUUGUAACCAAAACUAAACCUAUCUACAGCCAAACGGGAGUAUAGAGGCUAGUUAAAGAACUCCCUGAUUUGGCCUCGGUUUUGUAUCCUUUUCUAGUCGAUUAGCCAUUAUACUGUGUAAUUACCAAAGUGUAUCAAGCUACAUAUAUUAUUAAAUAAUUCCCACGCCUAGAUGUAUUAAUUACCUAGUUAGACAAUAUGCGGGAAAUAUUCCCAAUCGAUGUGAGAACUCUCAACACCUUUUAAGCAAACACAACACCAAUGCAAACACCAUAUCCUAGAACCUUACUGUCUCAAUGGCAGGAAAAUGCUUUAUGUGUGUCUCAGCUUUAAGUCCCACCUCAACUAGCCGACAUGCAACAAAUCGUGGCAACACGACUCUGUAGGUUUUUUGAAAUGGGAUAUAUGUAUUAUUGUAUUCGUUGUUGUACAUACCAAGUAGCUUUCUAGCCUCCCGACACGCCCCAUAUACAUUCGAACACAAAAGACCAAAAGGAAAACCUAGACGAGCUUACAACUUUCAACGAGAGCUAGAAAAAUCCACAAUUUCCAUUUAAGUUACUUAUGCUGAUGAUAUAUUUUACUUACUAUCGCUACCAAGUCUCUGGAAACUAAAGCUACAACACUCUACCGACACACCCACCGAUACUCCGAUGCUACUAUCUACCAGAGCUCACACACAUCCGUUUGUAAGUAGAUCGGAAACAGAUUCCAGUGGCCGCAGAGCAAUUGAGUGCAUAAAUUAGUCCUGCAACUGUGCCUGCCUGUGUUUGUGUACAUUAACAUUAUAUGCCUCAUGGAGCCCGAUUAUCGGUUCAUUUUUCCCACGACAAUGGGUCGCUUUAAAACCAACACCCACUCUGCCUGCCACCCUCACUGGCCUUUAAUUAAAAAACACACAAAUAUUUGAAAAGUACAUCAGCUAGAUAAACUCUCAUCAUGAAUAAAUCAAAAUAGAUAAUGAACGUUGAAAACAUAGCAAAUUAAUUAUGCAAAAUCCAUACUCUAAAGUGAAUUAAACAAAAUUUCAUUUAGCCGAGUAAGUCUAAGCGACGCGUUUUGUUGUUUGCGUAGUUAAAUGUUGAGCAUUAUAUUUGAAUUAAUAUGAAUUUAAAAAUGUUAGUCGCAAUUCGCAUAUGUGCAGGGGAUAAGCCACAUAAUACAUGAUACUUAAUAUUACAACAGAUAUAUUCAACCAUGCAAUUAUAGCUACAACUAAUUAAAACUAAACCGUAAACCGUAAUGAUCAGGUAUUAAAGUUAUGACGUUUAAUCAAAAUGUAUUACAAAGUGUGUUACGACAAGUGUGUGUGUGCGUGAAUGUGGCCAAUAAAAGCGCAUUGCAAUAUAGAAUAUAGUUGGUCUUAUAAACCAAAAAAGAAUUAAAACUAAAAGGAGUUUUUCAGAGGGCGAUAUUGCUGCAUACCAGUACAGAGACAUAAACUAUAGUUAUAUAUGAUAUUCGUAUUAUUGUACAACUUAUACACGAUCGACAACAUCUACACGUACUCGUAUGUAUACUCUAUUUAUACACACAGACCCACCCGAUCAAAGGAUACCUGGGCUGUUGGUAAUCCUGCAAACCAAACUGCGAACAAAAAUGAAUAAAACAAAACUUCGUACAACUUUACCUUUUCAACAUCUCAGUGUCUAAAAAAUGAUUAAAUGUAUCUCCGCAAAGGAAGUUACCAAUAUAUUGGAUAUAUUACUAAAGCAAAAUAUGUAUCAAGACACUACAUAAU